AUGGAGACUGAGGAUGUUUUGCCCUCGGCGUCUGCAAUACCUCUCACUGUGCAACACUCAGCCAAUCCCGCCGAAUCUAAUACCUUGCGAAACCAUAUCACCACGCUCAACAUGAUGGAUCCCUGUGCGCACAUUCCUUCAACAUCCAGUACACCGAUGGAGACCGAGGAUGCUUUGCCGUCAACGUCUGCAAUACCCACCACUGCCCAAAAGAAUGCCCUGCGACAUCGUGAGUACAGAAAACGAGUAGCAGCUAUUAGAACCCCAGAACAGGCCGCGGCGUUUGCAAGAAAAGCCGCUGAAAGACAACGCAAAGCGUACCAUCUACGUAGAGCUGCAAAUUUAGCUCUCGCCAGCGGCACGGUGGAGACAACUAAAAUUGUACAAACCAGCGCUCAGCGAAAACGUGCAUCUCGACAGCGUCAAGCCGAACGAGCUAGGAGUGCUGCACAACCCAGUACUUCAUCGAAUCAAGCAGCAGUGCACCAAAGACAAACUAACUGGUCUACAAAAUGGUCUUCGUCAAUACAACGAUUCAAAUCUCUUUUCCUGGAUAACGAUUUUGGCCAUACUUGUUCGGUUUGCGAUAGAUUAUGGUUCAGAAAUGACCUUAAAGCCAUCACUGCUGUACAAAUGCAGAUAAUCUCAGAUUGGUGUGUUAAGGAAAAUCGGCAAGUACACGCCCAGGAAUUUACAUUGGUUUGCGCCAACUGUAGACGCUCGCUGAAUACAGGAAAGCUUCCGAGUCUUGCGAAGAUGAACGGCUUCACAUAUCCUGAGGUACCUCCAGGUCUACCGCCAUUGGAUCCAAUCAGUGAACGGUUGAUCUCACCACGUCUGCCAUUUAUGCAAGUACGUCGACUCCGUCAUGACUUCUCAUGUGGGAUCAUUGGACAAGUGAUCAACGUUCCAGUCGACGGGCAAGAAAUGAUGAAAUGCUUACCUCGGCAACUGGAUGAGGACGAAGUAAUCAAUGUCAACAUAGAACGGAAUCUUGCGCACAAAACGAAUUACGUUAGCGGAUACACGUCUGAACGUACGAUCAAGGAAUGGUUGGAUGUACUUCAGAAGUCGAGCCUUUAUCGUUUAUACGAUAUCAAAGUAGAUAUGUCGAAGCUACAGCUUACAGUGAAAUCAGAAGAAAUCCUGCCGGAUGAACCUGGUCCUCGCAUCGAAGCAAUUUCUGCUGAAUAUACACCUGAAUCUGAAAUUCUUGCUGCUAGACAGCACACACUAUUGUGGAACGAAGAGGAUUGUCUUGACAUCGCACCAGGACAUCGGGCAACGCAUCUCAACAUCUUUUCUGACCGUCAUGCUGAAGAAUUAUCAUUUCCUGCAAUAUACUUCGGAGAACCACGUCGUUUCAACAUGGGAGUUUCGGUGACACCUUAUAUGAUGGUGACCAGUGAAAUAAGACGAAGUGACAGACGCGGCGCCAGGCCUCAAAAGAUCUUGUACAUUGCUAUGAAGAUCUUACGUCUACGCAUGGUGGAUGGAAUUUACAGCACGUUCCGGAAAGUGCCGGGUACAGAAAACGUAACUCGACGAAUGUUAGAAGACCCAGAAUUCCUUAAAGCAUUUGUUAUACCCAACCUUGGCUUUAUGAAAUCAGUGCCAAACUCCGUCCAGUACUGGGCCUCUCGCAAACGGGAUCUCUUUGCUAUGCUCCGUCAACUUGGGAAGCCGACCAUCUUUCUCACUCUAAGUGCAAAUGAAGUACGCUGGUUGACAUUACUGAACUUACUCCUCAAAUUGAGUAACAAAUAUCCUGGCAAAGUUGCUGAAGAUCUAAACACAUCAGAGCGGUGCAGCUUAGUGACUGACGAUCCAGUUACGUGCUGCAUAUAUUUUCACAAACUUGUUGGUACACUGAUGAACAUGUUGAAAGCGAAGUCGAAUUAUAAUAAUCCGUUCGGCCAAUACUUUGUUAAGGAUUAUUUUCUUCGCAUUGAGUUCCAGCAUCGCGGAAGUCCCCACGCUCAUAUUUUACUGUGGUUGAACAACGACCCCAUCGAAACCGUUUCAGAAAAUAUGCCCAACACCAUCGAACUUGUGGAGAAAAUAAGUUCAGUUGCAAAAGAAGAUGUGCCUAACGAUACCAUCUACUCCAACCAAAUACAUAAGCACACUUUCACCUGCACGAAACGAGGCGAAACGACUUGCAGAUUUGGAAUCCCGUACUGGCCAAUGCUGACUACCCGUGUAUUGGUACCAAUGCCAAAAACUGAUGGACGCCGCGUUGCAUUCCAGAAAAAGGGUAAAGAGCUAAGAACUUCCCUUAGCGACCGUACAUAUGCUAGCAUGGACGACUUUCUGAGGGAUCAUAGUUUGACGUUCGAUGCAUACCUCGACGUAGUGCGUUCAACUCUGUCCAGGCCAACAUUGUUGUUCAAACGCAACUUUGACCAACUGAUGACGAACACAUUCAACCCUUACCUUGCUGGUGAAAUGAAUUCCAACAUUGACAUCCAGUUUAUCUUAGAUGACUAUAGCUGCGCGCAGUACGUCGUGGAAUACGUUAGCAAAUCGGCUCGCGGAAUGGGUAACUUGAAUCGAGAGCUGGCGAAAAUGAUGCAAGAGCAUCCUGACCGGGACUACACGGGCCAAUUGAAGGCUUUGAGUAUUAAACUUCUAAAUGCAGUUGAAAUGUCGGCCCAAGAAGCAGCGUGGUUUUUAUUACGACAACCGAUGAGCGAAACAAGCCGUCAAGUAGUGUACAUACCAACAGUAUGGCCAUCGGAGAGACAACGUUGCCGCAAACGUCGUGUACAAAUGAAUCGCGAAGGAAUUGAUGCUGACAGUACAGAUGUAUGGAUCAAAAAUAUCAUUCAGCGAUAUGAAGAACGACCUCCUUCCUUGGAACCUGUAUAUUUGGCCGAGUUUGCUUCGUGGUAUGCUAAAUGUCAAGAUUUCAUCGACACUAAAGACGACGUGGACCUGCAUGAGUAUGAAAAUUUGGAACCAGAGACCGAAAAAGAAACGAAUUCAAGACAAUAUCGCAGACGACAAAUGGGACGGAUCAUACGAUACAGGCAUUACGAAGAACAUGAAAUUGUCGACUAUCAACGUGAGAUGGUGCUGCUGUAUCUGCCCUUCCGCAAUGAAUUAUCUGAAAUUAUUGAUUGCAAUAAAUUUCUACAAUUAUACAACGACAACAAGAAUGUCAUCGUGGAACGUAGUCAGAUAUACGAGAAAAAUCUUAACAUCGACAGUGUGCUACAGGAGCUUGAAGCAAUGACGAUUCUGCAAAAUUCUAACAGCACAGAACCCAUGGAAACUGAGGCAAGGAGAGUGUCUGUCGAACAGUCUUCAGAAGGUGCCGAAAAUAACGAUGACGUGAAUCAAAUCGUUCCACGAGAAGGAUUUUCGGUUGUAAAGAAUUGUCCACCACUUCCGAUUAACAAUUAUGAGUGCAUAUCUAGGAAUAAUCGAACUGAUUCAGAUACCAACGCAGCUGGAGGAGUUGCAAUCUAUCGCAGAUUAUCAUGGCCGUCUACAGCCGAAGUGGUUGAAACUGCGAUUACAGACUCAACUCGUCACAUCAAAACCUCAGGAGAUGUGUGCUUGACUGAAGUUACGUGCUUUACUGCAGAUACACCCUUCAAGUUCGUGCUCGGCGCUAUAAACGUUCAUGCAGGAGCUAGUACGCAAAACGUCGGCAUGUUACUCUGGCAAGCACUCGGUCCGUACAUUCACAACACCCAGUACGUGCCCCCGUUCCUUCAAGUUGAUUCUAAUAUACCCAUUCUUCUGUGUGGUGAUUUCAACAAAAACCUUAAGACAGAUGACUCAUUCCUCAGAUUCAUGAAAGAAACGUUCAAUCUUGAAAACUUGUCCGAUGUUUCAAAGUCUACUACGUUAAAAGGAACAACCACCGACCUGACUUUUGCAAGGCACAUAACAGCUGAAAACCUUCCUUUUAUUUCUUACUUUUCCUAUCAUCGUCCUAUCCUGAACAGAAUUACCCAGAUUGGAAAGAGAUAA
This is a messenger RNA of Danaus chrysippus (African queen), 3984 nucleotides long. NCBI's taxonomy places the organism in Eukaryota, Metazoa, Arthropoda, Insecta, Lepidoptera, Nymphalidae. The record is from the annotation of a GenBank genome assembly.